Messenger RNA from Guillardia theta CCMP2712, 1845 nucleotides. RefSeq lists its product as hypothetical. The coding region runs from base 1 to 1845 and encodes 614 amino acids. The transcript is spliced from 20 exons. Lineage: Eukaryota; Cryptophyceae; Pyrenomonadales; Geminigeraceae. The record is from RefSeq and is a predicted model, not a curated record.
AUGUGGGUCUGCCAAGACUGCGGCAUCGAGGGAGAAUUCUCCACCCCUGAUGCGAACAAGUGCGACUGGGGUGAAGAAACUUCUCCUUUCUCUACAGCUCUUGUCAUGCCCUCCAUGCAGAUUCCGAUCAGAGCCAAAGUCGAGCAAUGGCCACUCUACGGGAUCAAGAAAUGCUGCAACUGUGCGCGCGAGAGUGACUGGGAUGUUUUGGAGAGGAGAAGGGAGGAGAGCCUGCGGAAAGAGGCGGAGAAGAAGAGGAGAGAGAGAGUCUUUGGCAAGAGGAAGCUGCUGAUGAACGAGAAGGAGGAGGGAGGGAAGUCGACGAAAGAGAAUGUCGGGCAGGGGAUGAUGGCGGAGAAAUUCUUCGAACUGAGCAUCGAAGACGUGCCCUUGCAUCAGGGAGGAGGAGAGGAGGAGGAGGAGGAGGAGGAGGAAGUGAAGUUGGAGGAGAGGUCAGGAUCUACGAGGGUCGGCAAUGGGAUGAACCGAUUCCUCUCCCUUACGUCCUCUCGGCUCCCUCGGAAUCUCAACCUCCGUCCCAAGUCCUCCCCCGUCCUCUCCCCUCCUCAAGGUCUUGUCUCCUCCUCUGACCUCUGCAUCCUCGAAUGCCUCAACAACGAUGAGGAUAUGGACGUCUUUCUGUGCACAGUCCUGGGGGUCAAGGGCGUACUCAAGCGCUACAAGCAGAGGACAGCGGCAAGGCUGAAGAAGCAGUUCGCCUGCUGGAAGCGCCUGCACCACCCCAAUGUUGUUGGGCUGAUCGCCGAGUUGUGGUCGACUAGGAUGGAGGUAUCCCCGCCGGACAACCCGACACAAUAUCUGUCCAAGGAGGUCUACCCCGUCGUAGAGAAAGGUCCGGGAGGAGGAGACUGUGCCGGGAAGCUGAGACGCGCGAAGGCGAGAGAUUGCAAAGAUCGUCCGAUCAGUUGGCUGGCGAGAUACUUGAAGGAUCGGAACGUUCAGAACACUGCCGCAAGAUACGAGCAGAGGGUGAAAGAAAGCUUCGAUAUGGCAUCAAGAGAAACGCAAGACUUUGUAACCUACCUAGACAACACAGUGGCAGCUGUGAGAUUGCUGUUAUGGCCCUGUACAUGCUACAUUGCUCAGAAACAGAUCGAAAUCCAAAAAGUUGAAAAACCAAAAAAUGAGAACGAGGAAAUGAAAGAAGGGGAGGAGGGAGAGGGAGAGGGAGAGGGAGAGAAAGCCGGGGCCGGGGAGGAGGAGGCGAAGGAGGAGGAAGGGAACGAAGAGUCGAAUGGAGAGAAAGGAGAGGAGGAGGAGGAAGGAGGGGGAGGAAUGAAGAAGGUGGAGGAGGAAGAGGAGGUGAUCGAGAUCAAGUGGCUCAGGUGGGUCAGCACGUCCCACCCUUGCAAGGACACCAUCGAGGGCUUUGCCCUCAAGUACGAGGAGGAGGGUAUGCUUGGCCCUGUCUUGAACCAUCGAACAAUCGUGUUCGUCCCCGACGUCAACCUUGAGACCAGAGCCCUGCCAUGGGAGGAGGAGGAGGAGGAGGAGGCGCGGGAGGAUCAGGAGAGUUUCUCUUCCUUAGCAACGGGGAAGAAAGAAGAUACAGAGAAAGAAACUCGUUCGAUGAGAGUCAUGAGGAGGAUUGCCUGUGAGAACAGAAGACCUCGCUUUCAGACUUCAAACUUCUCCAUCAGCAGACUCAUCCACUGGUGCUGGCUCGACGACCCAUGCUCUCGCCCGACCUCGCAGGAGCUUCUCCGCGUCCUCGAGCAAGGACUUUUCCCUGAGCCUCUUCACGCCAUCGCUGAGGCUGGACCCUUCGUACAUGCCUGCGAGUUUGGUCUUGUCGAGUCACAAAAUCAGAAGCUGAUCGCGUGA